Molecule: messenger RNA, 803 nt
Organism: Solanum dulcamara
Lineage: Eukaryota; Viridiplantae; Streptophyta; Magnoliopsida; Solanales; Solanaceae
Product: kirola-like
Exons: 2
Coding region: 80-538 (152 amino acids)
Biological process (GO): defense response
Source: RefSeq, a predicted model, not a curated record
UUGUAAAGGGUAUCAACACUUCUCCUCUACAAUUUUUCUAGUGUCACUAUAUCCUUUUAUUUUCCAAGUCUUUAGUAAAAUGGGUCUAAAAUCUGUGUUGAGUGCCAAGCUAGAAAUAAAGGCUAACAAGGAUGUACUUCAUGAUAUCUUCACACAUAAACCACACCAUGUCUCUACUAUGAGCCCUUUGCAUGUACAAGAUUGUGAGCUUCUUCAGGGUACCUUUGGAACGGUUGGAUCCAAAAUUAUUUGGAAGUAUACCCUUGAAGGGAAAAAGAGGAUUUCGAAGCAGGUAAUCGAAGAUAUAGAUCAUGAAAAAAAGGUGCUCGUAUUGAAAGAAUUUGAAGGUGAUCUAGUUGAUGAAUAUGAUAACUGGAAGAUAAUUCUUCAUAUCGAACCAAAAGGCGAAAUCGAUUUGGUAUGCUGGACAAUGGAGUAUGAAAGGCCAAAUGAAAAUGCCCCUGAACUAAUAAAUUUGUUGGACUUCAUGGUUGGUAUGACCAAAGCUAUUGAUGAUCACCAUGCCAAGGCGAAUUGAUGAAAUCAUAUAUAUAUAUAUAUAUAUAUAUAUAUAUAUAGUUGCUUUGUUUGUUGUUUGAGAGUAUGGUAAGCAAUAUAUAAAUAAUUGCUUUGUUUGUUGUUUGAGAGUAUGGUAAGAAAUAAUCCAUGUUGGUUGUGUACGUUUUAUUUGGUCAUUUGAUGUUUGUUGUGUUUUCCCCCAUGUAAGAGAUACGUUAUCAACUAACGUUUCGACUAUGUAACCUUUGUGUUGUGUAAUAAGACAUGCAUGGGUAUGAAGUUUA